Messenger RNA from Acanthochromis polyacanthus (spiny chromis), 5232 nucleotides. RefSeq lists its product as uncharacterized. The transcript has 7 exons. Lineage: Eukaryota; Metazoa; Chordata; Actinopteri; Pomacentridae. The record is from RefSeq and is a predicted model, not a curated record. Bases 2806 to 3936 code for a protein of 376 amino acids.
GAGGAUAACAUUUCUUUGGGAUGAGCUGAUGUGACGCAUUGAUGACGGAUUUUCAUUUCAAUGAGGAAUGAAUGAAUUCUGGACGGUUUCUAGGACAUGGCCACAACUUUCAGGCACCAAACUGAGCCUUGUGGUAAAGUGAGAUGACUGAGAGACUUCUCCAUGUCAUCUACAUGUUGCCGUAGUGCAUAUCCAUUCAUUCAGCAUUUGUGGACAGGACCUGCACAUUGUUCAGGAGCAAAUUUGGUCCAUUCUUGCCAGUAGAACUUCUCUUCAGCUCAGCCUUACUUCAAUGAUAGCUGGUGUUUAUUUUUUCUGGCUUAAGUUAUCAGGUGACAGACAUACAACCUGAUGUUAACGUGUAACAUUCCUUGAAAAACAUGAGAAUUACAGUAUUUUGCCCUUUGAUGCAGGUAAUCAAAUCCAAGCUAGUUUGUAGCAAAUCAACCCUGCAUCAUGAUGUUUCUUCUGAUGUAUUCCACCUUUAGGAUGAUGUUUGCAUACAGUGACGUCUACACCCAUAGGAUUUCUGAAGAGCAAUGGCUUCGUCACACCUUGCCCGUACGAUGUUCAGCAUUUAUAUUUUUACUUUUUAUGAAGCUAUUAAGGUGCAAAACCGGCAAUACUUAGAACAUUUAGCCUUCCACCUUGAACUUUCAGGGCAAUUGAAAGUAGUGCGGUGAAAAGUUUUCCUAGUUUUGUGUCAUUCUGCAGCAGAUCAGUUUCGCUCUAUUCUUUGCAGUAUUAUAUGAACUUUACAAAGAACAUUUUAACUGAUCUGUAUUAUCAAAACUUGCACAUAUGAUGGCAUGGUUAGAACUUGAAUAAUGUUCGUAAAUGCAAAUCUGGUAUCAAGCACAUUUUUUUGAAACAUUUUGAUGGUUAGUAUCUUUUUAAGUCACACCAGCAUGGAGCAUUUCUUUUAAGCUUAGUUUGUACAUCGUAAAAAGGACUCAUAUUUUUUAUUGUUGACAUCAAAUAAUCAGAGCUGCCUUUAUAUGCUUUUGUUUUAUAGGUUGCAUGAAAUAUACUGGGAUAGCUAUGGCAAAGCUCUACAAAUAGUGUCCUCAGGUGCCACCGGGACUGACUCAUCACAGUAAAAUCAGUAAAGAUAGCAUUCAGUAUGAAACUGAUACUAAUUUUGGGGGAUUUUAAUCUUCUCUCAACAUAACCUUCUGUAAAUGAAUGUGCACUGAUAAACACUUUAAUAUUGACUGUACAGUAUAAAUGAGGAAAUUACUUUUCAGAUGGAGCAGGAGGGGAAGAGACAGGUUGCCUUCAAAAGGAAAGUCAAUACAGUAGCAGACAUAGAGUUAAACUGUUACUGGAAGUGAAAACUCAAGAGUUUCCUUUCAACUUAAAGUUUUUACCAAACCCACAGCCUCAGCUGUACUAAUGCUAAAAAUGGCAAACAAGGUUGUGAACCUGAAAAAUAUACAGUCCAAACAGCAACAUAUUACUAUUUAUUUAAUUUAACAUAACAUUUCUUAGGGAGGGGCAAACCUACUUUCUACCAAAACUUGCAUUUCAGUAAAGAACCAAACGUGAUACCAACAUCUGAGACAAGUUGCAGGAUAUCUUCCAGAAUUACAUUUUCUGUAGUGUUAAGUUUGCUUUGUUUUCUUGCAGAUUUGCUGUGGAAAAACAACACACUCGGCAAUGUUCACUUUAUGAAAAUGAAACAACAUUUCUGUCGUAAAAUAUUUUCCUCAUAUCUUUCAGUUACACUUUUUGCUGAUUAAAGAUGUAUUUAAUUCUUAUUUCUUUAAAUGUCCUUAUUUUAAUUGAUAAAUGUUAUACUCAAUUUGUCUCUUACAUGCUGAUAAAGUUACUGUACAAGUCAUACUUCCCCUUUAAAAGGCCUGACUAAUAGCAGUAGUUUAGCAAACUGUGUGCGUGCGUGUGUGUGCACGCGCAUGUGUGUAGGAUGAAACCAUUAAGUCUUUUGCUACAGUAAUGCCUUUCAAACCUCUCCAUGCAAUUUGCUACGUCUGAAGCUUUUGUAGUUUGUGUUUUUGAUAACACUGUCGCUAGAAAUAACUGGAAUCUUAACACCUCAAACUGUGAACAGGAAAUAAUUGUAGAGGAUACAGUGAUGCCAUAUUAGGAGAUGUUUAAAUGAUCUAAGCUAUUGUCCUUUAAGACAGCUGAAAGAUUGAGCACAAUUAGCCGACAAUCAUUAAAAUUAUGCUGCUGCAAUACAGAAGUUCUUUCAAAGAACCUCAAAUCAAGAUUAUGACUGACUCCGUAUUUUUGAGUCUGUGGGAGUUCUCCCUUUUUUUUAGACAUGAAUAAGCAACAGAUUUAAUUAAGGGUAUGGGUUGCACACGCAUUAUUCAGUAAUACAUUUCAUUCCCACUGAUGCACCUUCCAUGAUGCAUUGAAGCAUGGGAUGUUUAAUUAGAUUUUUUCUACAAUGCUUGUGCAUUACUUCCCCCUCAAAAUUUCUCACAUCACACACUUAAGAUGAUCACGAAAAAUCCAAACUUCUUUCAUUAGUGUUGACGUUGCGUAUUGCUAACUUAGGUAUAUCUGAUAUGAUGUGGUAAAUGGUAGAUGUUAGCUCUAAACAUGGCCAUCUGACAGAGGAAAUAAUGGGCAGCAGUGUGUAGAGAAACUUCCUGGAAACUUACUGUAGUGCAAAGAGCAGAAGUACUAAAGGAGGAGGAAGAGUAGAAUUGUCAGUUGAAAGUAGAAAUGCUGAGAAGAGGUCAGUGAGGGGAAACGGAGCAGAACAUUCAGACGGAAAAAGGAAGAGUUUGCCCUGUGGAGGAACAGACUGUCAGCCUAAAUCAUCAAAUCAGGAUGUUUGUUCUCGUCUGGGCAAUUCUGCUCCUGUCUGUGAGUAGACUGACUGCUGGCCGAAAAAAUUCAUCAGGGACAGACAACCCAAACUGUAAUCAUGAUAAAUCCUGCACCAUGUCUAAUGAAGGAAAUAUAACAGCAGAGUCUGGACUCUGUGUUGUUAUACCUUGUACUGCUAAAGCUAAUUUUGAGGUUAAAAGUAUAAUUUGGCACAAAUGCAAUGAAAGCUUUAACAAACCAAUAUUUAACUCCCAUGACAAUGAAAACAUCCAGCCUGAGUAUAAAGGACGGGUGUCACUGCUGCAGCCUGACCUGAAUAAGAAGAACUGCAGCAUCAUCAUCAAUAACCUCACCAAGUCAGACUCUGGAUCAUAUUUUGUCAGAGUCACUGGUAAUAAGACUAGUGACUGCACAAUCCUUUCAAAAACUCUUACUGUGACAGGUAACAACAGCCACAGUGAGGUCAGCUUUCACGGUGAGGCAACUACAGAGGAGACAAAAACUCUGCAUGUUACCUGCAAGAGUCCCACCACUGGGAGCACAAAAGAUCUUUUUGCAGACGUAUUAAACACUGCUAAACAGCUGCCCGGCAUCAUUGUGUUUUUGAUCGGGUUUGUGAUGGGGAUACUUCUUUCAACAAUCAUCACUUGUCUGGUGAUAAAAUGCCUCAGAAAAAAACCGAGGAGGUCUAGAUUUCUGCCUGAGAAUAUGGAGCUGGUGAUUGCUCAGUCUGUUCCAGAUUUGAUGGAUGUUGGUCCAACAGCUCACUAUGAUGUAAUCCGUGUCCAAGAUGAGGGAGGAGCUGAGUCCUCUGGGCCGUCAGCGCCUGACGGUGACAUGAGACCAAAAGAGGUGGAGUACUCCAACAUCGAUUUCUCCAGGAUGAAAACGAGGAAUCCCACAGGGGCUGAGGAGACAUGGGGUACAGCAGAGACAGAGUACGCUGAAAUUAAGAAAGAAGCAAUGGAGGACAGACCGGACACCGGUGGAGAGGACGGUGAAGUGCUGGAGGGCAAUGAGGAGGAGAAGGUGGUGAUGAUAGGGGAGGAUGAGGAGGCAAAGCAGGGCAUGGCAGCUGAGGAGGAUGUGGCACUGUAUUCCAAUGUGAAGGAAGUGAUGGAUGAGGUUUGAGGUCUGGUGUGGUCACGUAAGGAUGCUCCCCCCCCCCCUCCUUUUUCUUACAAUUUGUGAAGCAAACAGUAAGAUAAAAUUAAACUAGAUGUGUGAUGUCUGUGUGAUUUAGGUUUAUUUUGUGUGCUUGUGUGUAAAUUUCCUUUAAAAGGAAGGAAAUCAUGUAAAUAAAAUGUAAAAUUAUGCAUAAAUAAAAAUGAGUGGGAGUAAAGGAAAGGAUGCUACAGCCAUGGCCAUAAGUUUGGACACAAGUACCAUGACGCUUGUGAAUCUUAGAAAAUACCACAAAAUUGUCACUUACAAUACAGUACACAACUCCUGAGAACUAUAUUAAGUUUCAUAUUUUAAAAAAAAACAUCAAAAGAGUUUGGUGUCAUUUUGUUAUUCUUACCAAAUUCGGUUGUGAAAGUACUGCAUUUUUUUGUUAUUUUCUUCUAAUAUUAAGUUUUGGGAACAAAAUUGUUCCAAUUGUUGGAAUUUAUUGAUAAUAUUAUAUCCCUUGUUGAUUUGUUGACUAAUUAAACUGGUGCUGUCAAAAAAUAUUAGUUAUGUUCUGUAAUAGACAUCAAAACAGACAUAGUAAGUCAUGCUGUGUCCAAACUUAUGGCCAUGGCUGUAAAUGGAUGUGUUGUCAAUCCUAAAAAACAAAGGGCCAAAAACAAAAUUUAAAAAGCAGGAAAAUGCUAAGAAAAGGUGGUUAAAGCUGUCUACACAUAAACGGAAAGGGCUAUCGGCUUGGACUGAUCUACUGGGGAUUAGUUUCUCAAGUAAUGUGUUCUCAUGUGACGCAUUUUGACGUGUAAAUGACUGCCCUGUAAGUUGUUUUUGUUGAUUUAUUUUUUUAACCACAGCACUGGCAACUUGGCUAGGGAUUAGCAAAACAGCGUUACUCCAUUCAUUCAGCUACUAGUACGAUACCACGUGCAGAACCUGCCUUUAGUGUCCAUAUUCAGGAAUAAACUCACACAACUCUGAUUUACCCAACGGAGCCACUUUGUUUACAAAGGAACAAAACUCAAACUGUGUGAAUACAUAAUCUUGCUGUUUCUCUGAAGUCUUUGUACGCAAUUAAGCUUUUAUGUAUAUUACAGAAUUUAUACGUACUAUAUCAGGAUGAAUUAACAGCUUUUCAUUACUUUUCACAACGCAUUCAUCAUUAGAAAUACAUGCAGCUGAAGUUUCAUUUUUAAAAAUAUGUAUACAGAUUGAUACAGAGUGUCUAUACUAUUAGGUUUGGUUAAUUCUUGUGAUCAAAUGUAAUGUGUCUCUUAUUUUGUCAAUAAAAUAUAGUCAAAA